Messenger RNA from Polypterus senegalus (gray bichir), 7896 nucleotides. RefSeq names its product poly(rC)-binding protein 3. Gene Ontology annotation, cellular component: nucleus; cytoplasm. Gene Ontology annotation, molecular function: mRNA binding. NCBI's taxonomy places the organism in Eukaryota, Metazoa, Chordata, Cladistia, Polypteriformes, Polypteridae. The transcript has 16 exons. Gene Ontology annotation, biological process: regulation of gene expression; regulation of RNA metabolic process. The coding region runs from base 732 to 1760 and encodes 342 amino acids. The record is from RefSeq and is a predicted model, not a curated record.
GUUUCUUCUCGCUCUACUCCCAUUAGUUGAGUGAUUGCAGGUGUUGUGUGUUUGUGUUUACUGUUAGGAAGAAAGAGAUCAGAGAGAGAGAGAUAAAAAAAUAAAUACUGACAGUGAGAGAAAGAAUACGAGACUUUCCAUCCUCCCCUCGGGCUUUCCCAUUUCCCUGCUCCCUGUCAUUCCUUCCUCCCUCCUCGACCAGCCAGCUGAACUUGAACAAACGUACACCUUUCGGACCCUCCGCCCAUAACCCCUGGGACUCUCCCUCAUUUUCCAUCCUUUCUUCUCAUCGUUUUUCAGGGUGGGAACGCUUGAACCUACCUGAAGCUGGUCUCUGGUACUAGAAAGUCAACGACCAAGAAGAUAUCACUAGUAAAUAAUGGUGGUAAUUGACAGCUACACAAGAAUUUCACAACUCUGCAAGAAGGGUGACAACAAAAGGUCACAUGACCAGGAAAAGAAAACCCAAGAAGUCAUUGGACUCACUCAUUGAGUGGGCUGGUUUCUUACCUGAACAGAAGUAUAAAGGCUGAUGAAUUAACCCACUACCCUCACCCUCUGACGGGUUGCCUUAACUUUCAACCAAUUUCUACAUCGCCAUUUAUGUUUGUGGCCUACUAACUUUGUGCAGGAUUGGUGCCUGCCUGGUUGGCUGCUGUAUUUCAUACAUUCUUCUUUUCUCUGGGGACUCCCGCAGUGACCACACUCCCUCUGUACAUCAAAAUAAAAAAAUGGAAUCUAAAGUCUCAGAAGGCGGACUGAAUGUUACUCUAACCAUCAGACUGUUGAUGCACGGCAAAGAAGUUGGCAGUAUUAUUGGAAAGAAAGGAGAGACUGUUAAGAAAAUGCGUGAAGAGAGUGGAGCGCGCAUCAAUAUCUCUGAAGGGAAUUGUCCAGAGCGAAUUGUUACUAUCACUGGUCCAACUGAUGCAAUAUUUAAGGCUUUUGCUAUGAUUGCUUACAAAUUUGAAGAGGAUAUAAUUAAUUCAAUGAGCAACAGUCCAGCUACCAGUAAACCUCCAGUCACACUUCGAUUAGUUGUACCAGCUAGCCAGUGUGGAUCAUUAAUUGGGAAAGGAGGAUCAAAAAUAAAAGAAAUCCGAGAGUCAACAGGAGCUCAAGUUCAGGUAGCUGGGGACAUGUUACCCAAUUCAACAGAGCGUGCCGUGACAAUCUCUGGAACACCUGAUGCCAUCAUUCAGUGUGUUAAACAGAUUUGUGUGGUCAUGCUGGAGUCCCCACCGAAAGGUGCCACCAUUCCCUACCGCCCAAAGCCCGCCUCCACCCCCGUCAUUUUUUCAGGUGGCCAGGUAAGAGCCGACCCGCUGGCAGCGUCUGCAGCCAACCUCAGCCUUUUACUGCAGCACCAGCCACUGCCUGCAUAUACUAUUCAGGGACAGUAUGCCAUUCCUCAUCCAGAUCAGUUGACCAAGCUCCACCAGUUGGCUAUGCAGCAAACCCCCUUUACUCCCCUUGGACAGACCACCCCUGCUUUCCCUGGUUUGGAUGCCAAUCCCCCGGCCAGUACUCAUGAACUCACCAUUCCCAAUGAUCUAAUAGGCUGCAUAAUCGGACGCCAGGGAACCAAAAUCAACGAGAUCCGACAGAUGUCUGGAGCACAGAUCAAAAUCGCUAAUGCCAUGGAAGGCUCAACGGAGCGUCAAAUCACCAUCACAGGAUCCCCUGCCAACAUUAGCCUCGCCCAGUACCUCAUUAACGCAAGGCUGACGUCUGAGGUCACUGGAAUGGGCACACUCUAAUUUCUACCCAUCAUCCUUCACUUGACUCUCCUGAGCCAAUGGCAUUGAACCUAGCUUAUUCUCUCUGUAUUCUGCUGUCCUGCAUUUGAGUGAUACCAUAUUUAUACCACAGAAUUGCAUAGCUAUGCAUAUUUAAAGAUUCCAAUAUAGUGUUCCUUCUUCCAUUCCUGAGUUGCUAACAGAUGCUCCAGACCUGCUUGUCCAAUGUUUUUUAGGACUCCUUCAUUUUUUGACACUCUAGUACGUAUAUACCAAUAUUUGGUGCUCUACAUUAACAUCAUUUUGCUUUAUUGAUGCAUAUUAUUUAUUUACAUUUUUUUUCUAUGUAUGUUGUGCUCUGUAGGUGCUUGGUAGCCUAUUUGUAGGCAGUCUGUGUUGCACCAUGGUUAUUUAAAUAACUAAAAUGAAACUGGCUAAUGUAAAAUGUCAUUAAUCAUGAUCUGCUUCAUUGAUAUACCUUACCAUCAAUAACUAUCUUUCAUAAAUGCAAAAUACUGUAAAUAGAAUGUGUGUAGUAAGUUUAAUGAGUGUGUUUGUGUGCAUUUUAUUUUGUUGCUUAUUUCUACAUUCCCUUUUUUAAAGUCAGUGUUGGUGAAUUCAUUUAAUUACUUCAUUCUUGUCCAGUGAUUGGGCAGGCUUCUGUAUUCUAUGAUUUCAAACAUUUGACCAAUAAAUGUGUUACAGAUGAUUACAUAAUUAGUGACUAAAAGCAUGAGAACCAAGUACUGUAUAGCCCGUUUACCCACAUUUUAUUUGCUUAGCAUUAUGCAGCACGAUAUAAAUUUAUUGUCAUAUUAAGUAGUCAAAUUGUAUUCUUUCCAAGUUAGUUUGGCAUUUUAAUCUUUAGAACUAUAAUAACAUUAAUGAAAAUAAUAACACUAAUGAUCCAGAUAUGACGGUAGAAACUAGAAGUUUUUAGUCAUUUUUCCUUGUUAAGAAAUAUUAGGAUUGUGCAUACCUUAAUAAUAAUUGGAUCAUUGUUUCAUACUUUACUUAAACAAAUCUGACAUUAAUCAAGAUGAUCAACAAUUAUUCAUUUGAUGUAAUGACAUAGUUAACUUCUUUGAAACAAAACAAAAUGGUAUAUUAAAAAAAAAAUGGAAGUUGAGAAUAUUAGUUUAUAUAAGAUGAAGUAGUUUGUUUUCAAAGUUAUUGUUCUUUUACUUGCACUGACCUCAGAUCAGAAGAUGGUAUGAAUGUUUUAACAUUAAAGCAUGUAUGUUCAAAUAUACAGAAUGUGACAUAUUUAUGUAAAGGCAAUUUACAUACCACCCCAUCAAACCAUGCUAGAAAGGCCCAACAUUUUAAAAAAAGAUAACUUGUUGAUCUCUGUCUCUCCAGGCAAAAGGAGAAAUGCCUACCACAAUCACUUUGCAUAGUAUGUCCUUGUGAUAUCAGCUGUUUUCUGUUGUGGUAUUCCUGCUAUCUAAUAUCAGUGGCAGGAAUUCUAGAAAAAUAAGACUAAAAGUGAAUUAGAAGGGUAAUGAAAAAAAAGUACAAUAAUGUAUGUCUGAAAAUAGUCUAAAACAUAAAAAUGAUCAUAGUAAUUUUGCCUGCAUUAAUGUCAUUGUUACAGUUUGCUCUCAUUUCACACAUAGAAGUUUAUACUGAUAAGUUGUUACUGCAGUGGUCAAGUCCUCGGACUAAUCAGCCAUGCCACUCACUAAAAUAUCCAGCCCUAUUAAUUCUUACAAAUGACUUAACUGUUAACCCACAAAUAAAAUUUAAAAAUAUAUUUUAGAAGGAAAUGAAAGAGUAGAAUUUUAGCAAGCUUUGCAGUGAGUGAAUACAAUUACAUGCAAUUUAAGACAAAAAACAUCUCCAGGGAGAACUCAUUGUUUAUGUCAUAUUUUAAAAUUGGUUACUUAUUCAAAAUUUAUUACUAGAACUUUAAUUAUGAAGCAGUGUAAAGCUGAUUGAUUUUUAAAAGUUUAUAAUCCCUUUGUGCUAGAGUCUAAUUUAUGUAUUUGAGUUCUUGAAACAAAUGUACUUGCUUUUAAUUUCCUUACAUAUAGUAUCUAUCUAUCUAUCUAUCUAUCUAUCUAUCUAUCUAUCUAUCUAUCUAUCUAUCUAUCUAUCUAUCUAUCUAUCUAUCUAUCUAUCUAUCUAUCUAUCUAUCUAUACUAUAAGAAUGGCUAUACACACCCAGAGCACAUCAUUACCUUCAACAUAUUUCACAGAAGAAGUAGUACAGUAGCUGUGGGUCAUUGGCAAUUCCUUUGUCCUUUACUCAGUUAAUCACCAAUAUUGGGCCAGGCUUAAAUAAUCUGGACUUGUCAUUACUACCAUCAUAUUUCCCAGAUGAAGUAGUAAGUUAGCUGAUCAGAAUGAGUUCCUUUGCCUUUACUUUAACCUUGCCACCACUUUGGUAAAGGUAUGUCUGUGUUUCAUCUGCACAGCACACUCCACUGCAGACCUCAUGUUCUCUGUAAUUGUUUGUACUGUAACAAAUACUUCGCCAAAUUCUUUUUAAAGUACGCUUAUGAAAGGUCUGUAUCUUAUGAUUUGUUUUUUUAUAAUUGUUAUGACAACAUGGUUACAAUACUUUCACCUCUUCUCUGUGGAAGUUAAUUGUUUCACAGAGCGUACUUUAUGAAGAGGGUUGUUUCUGUUGGCAGACCUGAUCACACCAAUUGUUAAGUAUACUAGUGUUUUCUUUUUCAAAUAUUCCAAAUAGUUGAUUCUUCUUUGUCAACUUCCUGUGCUGUUGUGCUUCCUUUCGUGUACGGUUCUCCUGUCUUUUCCAGUUGUUUCAGGUAAGCUUCACAUUCACAGUCAACUUAACAAGAAACACCUGGCAGCCAAUCUGUUCUUUUGCCUCAUUCCUUUUGUUCACCUCAAAUAAAAAUGAUUUGUGUUUGCAAAAGAUGACAACUCUGACUUUACUGUCAGUCUACUUUUGGAAUCCACUGAUUUUUGCAUUUAUAAAACCAAUUAUUCAUUCAUAUUAACACGUUUUAUAUUUUAUAAAGUAUAUUUUGUAUCUUCAAUCUAAAAAAUAUUUAGAAGUCUAUUAAAGCAGUAAAUAAACACAGAACUGCAGUAUGUGCUUGCAAAGAUGACUUGCAUACCUGGAGGAUUAAUAUAUGUGCUCAAUUUCCAUGGUUCUAAAUAAGCAUUUUCUAUUUGACUGUAUGCAAUAAGGAAUCUACAGGGUUAGCAACAUGUAUUUGAUAUUGCUGGCAUGGGACUGCAGAUUAGCUUCCCUGUAACAAUCAAAAAUGACAAACAGAAUUUAAAAUAAAACAACAAAUGUUAAUUAGAAUAAUGUACAGAAAUUUUAGUUAAAGUAGUAUUUAAAACCAGCAUCAAGCACAUUUACAACACUGUUGAAUGAAAUGACUUGCAGUAACAUUUUAUAUUAGGUGUCUCUAACUAUAAUGUAUGUACAUAGUAAGUGCCUGCUUUGAGUUGAGAAAUAGUAUUGAUGAAUGCAAAGGUACAAUAUUUGUAUCACAGUGUUUGUACAGAAUUUUGCACUGGCUACUUGGUUCACACAUACAGGAAAAUAAAAUAGUACUGCAUGCGUAAUACCUUGAAAAACAUUGUAGUUUGCAGAAAAUUAUGGAAUAAUCCCAAAUAUGUGGUCAUUAGGAUCAUUUUUGUAUGGUAAACUUCUAACAAUAUAUACAGUAUUCUCUCUUUUUUAAAUCAAAUAGAACAACAGUACUAAUGCUUAAAAGGCAUUGGGAAUAAACUUGCAACAACUAGUCAAAUUCCUUACUUUGCAGAAUGGUCAUUUUAGUUUGAUAAUUGACCAAAAAAUAAAAUCUUUUCAGGAAUAGUUUGCAUAAAUAUAACACAGUUGUUUUCAUAUUUAAAAUGUGCAUGUAAUCUGUAAUAAUGUUUGCAAAUUAAAAAUAUUGUGUAUGUGGAUGAGUUUUAAAUGAUAGUCCAUUCUGUGCUGGAUUAGACUAUAUAAUAUAUUUCACAUUUCUCAAACGUAGCAUUCUUGACACAUUGUUCAAAUUUAAGUUACAUAAAUCAGUUAUAAAUUAAUUUAUGAGCCGAUAACUCAAUUUUAGAUUUCUAAAAGCUUUGGAUUGUUGGGAUCAGCAAUGGAAUGCUUGAUGCACUUGUGUUAAUACAAAAAUCAGAGCUGAAGUAAUGCUAAUUACAGUAUAUUCUAAUAAUUUCUUACAUAAUUGAUAAAGUUUGAUGUAUUAUUUAUGUAUACAUAAACAUAUAUGCCUUCUCUUUUACAUAAAAGUAAAACAUUCAUUUGAAAUAUGUGAAUUCUUACCUUUCCAUUAACACAUUCAGUCACCAUUGAUGUUUUCUGUCAAUAUAUAAGUACAUCUUUAAAGUCUACAAAAGUCCAAAUGUGUGUUAUCAAAAUAUUAAAUUAAAUAUUCAAAAGUCAAAUAAAACAAAUAAUUAAAGCUUUAAAUGACUUAAGAGCUAAUUAAAUUAAACACAGAAUAAUUUCCUAAUGAUGAAGUAACUAACUUAUACAAAGUAAUAAGCUAAACUUCAAGUACAAUUUAACAAAGAAAUAUAUACAAUUACAAAUAGCAAUGAUCAAAAAUCUAAUAAUAAUGACAUUAAAUAAAACAGAAGAAAACUCAUAAUAAACAUGGCAUUACCUAACAAAGGUCAAAACACAGAUCCAUACUUUUUUUGCCUGUCUGAGACAAACAUUUACUAAUUUAACAUACUGUAUAUUACAUAAAUGGACAAAGUACCAUUUUUAACCAGAUAGAUCUAAUCUGUACAUCUUUAGUCAAAGUGUCCACCGAAUCAUUUGGAUCUCAUUGAAUAUAGUAUUGCCAAUAAGCAUAUUGGCUUAUAUUAUUCAAAAACAUUCUCUGCAUUAUUUUAACAGUUAUAGUUUGCUGUUAUAUUAUGGAUCGCCCACAAUUCUUUAUUUACUGGUUACAACUUUUUGUCAUUGCUCUAGCUUUGGUACCACAGCACUUACUUACAGUACAUCAUACUAGAAGUCAUUUUGCUUUCUUGUGCAUGACCAGUCAAUUAAAUUUAAACCAAAGGAGUAGUCAUCAGAACAGAGAGAGAGUAUGUGUUAAAUCUAUCAUUUAAGAAUUAUUUCAGGAAAAAUGUAAGUGUUAAAUAAAAUAACAUUCUCUACUUUCAAAAAUUUGGUAAGAACAUAUAUAGAAAUAUAGAUGAAAUAAAAAUUACACUAUUGUUUAAAAAUGAAUUUAAUUGGAAUGAAAGACCUAAAGAAUUAUAGCUUUUUCUAUUUUAGAUUGUAGACACAGCUUAAAAAUACUGGCAGGCAUAGAAUGGAAGUAGAGUGUGUUUACUUGAUGGGAAAUUGGUUGUUUAAAAUGUUUCCCAUGUUUGGUUCUUGUGAACUGUAAUUUAUUUGCUUACUUCCUUAUUUACAGUAAUUAUAGGAAAUAUGUGUGUAUGCAAGUGUAUCCAUAUAUAGAUAUUGUGUUCUCAAGCUGUCAUCGCCUUUUAUUUCAUUCCUAUCUAUUAUCUUUAAAUUAAGUAGAUUUACAAGCGCGACAAGAUGCAUUUGUAGCUCAUGCAUUUCAGCUAGCUUUUAUCUUUGCGGCAUUUAAAUGAGCUUGUUGGAGGGGAUCUGUUUGGGAACAAUCAAGUCUGAACAGGAUAAACAGUCUCUUUAAACUGCAAUGUUUAUUGUGUUCAACAUGGGAAUUGGAUAUGGAUUUAAGCCUCACAUCCUAUCCAGGCUUGAAAAGAACUCAUUCCCAUUCGUGUCAUUCUGCUUUUUAAAGCAAUAUGCUUUUUAAUUUGAGUUUCACUAUUAGCUUAGGGUUUCCACAUCAAGAGGUAUUCAUCUAUCGGGCUUCAUCAGUUUGAAUUAACAAUAAAUAUUGACAUACACUUUUCAUAGAGUAAAGAAGUUAGAUUAUUCUAUUAUCUGCAUGAGACUCUUUAUCAAACCAUGUUUAUACCUGAUUUACCCUUUUCUUUUUUUCCAAUUUUUGUAGCUUUUUACCCUGUACUAGAGCAGCAAAAAAUGAUCCUGCUAUGUUUGUGAUUAUGUAUCCCCUGCAUUCUGAAAAUGUAACUAGUAUUUUGAUUUUAUUUUUAUUUCAAUAAUAUGCUGCUUGCAAAUGAUAUUAGAUUUAAAUGAUUCAAAUUAGUUGACACCUCAAAUGUUUUGUAAAAAAAAAAAAAAUAAAAUAAUAAAUUAACUUUC